AGAGAAAUCAUUCUUCUUUUGGAACAAAACCCCCUGCCUGUGGCGGGGCCAGCUUCUGCUAAAGAGGCUGCUCUCCGCCCUCCAGAAGACCGGGAAGGCGAACACCCGCAACAGAAUGAGCCACGGGAUGCAAGCAACUGAAAAGGCCAAGCCUUCGCCUUCUCUCUUCCCCAGGACUUCAGAGGAACCCGGGCCGGAACUCGUCCCCGAGUUGGGCCAGCCGCUCGCCGCGGCCACCCGCACCCCGCCUCAGCAGCGAGUCUCACCCGGGUCCGCCUGCGAGCGCCUGAGCGCAACCCCGGAGCCGCCAGGGGGCGCGCGCGCCCCGCCCGAAGACGGAAGUCCCGCCUCCCAUUUCCGGUGGCAGGAAGGUCUGGGGCUGGAAGCGGCUUCCUGUUGGAGCAAGGUUGCGCUUUGGGCACGUGUGUUACUUCUCCCGGCUCCCGCGACUCCCCCUGUCCCGUUGAUCUUGUCUGUGGUGCUCCUUGCAGGCCUAAGGAUGAAGGCGAGAAGAAAUAAAAAGCAGGUCCCGAGCUUUCGCAAGCUAAUCAAAACCAGUAAAGUGAAACUUGAAAACAAACUGAAAAAUAAGCAGUUUAAACAACAAAGUACUAUCAAGAAGUACCGAAAGGAGCAGAGGAAACUAAGGCAAGCUGUAAAAGAUGCUGUGUCUAAAAAACCCAUCCCAUUGGAGGACCCAAAGAGCAAACGACCAGUUAAAAGGAUGGAGAGGGAAGAGGAGGAGGAGGAAGAAGCCCUUCCUUUAGAUAUGAUGGAUGAGGAUGACUUACAGCUGAUGAAAGAUUUAGGACAAAAAGCAUCUUUUCUCACAAGAGAUCUUUCUUCUAGUGAGCCAGUUCAUAUCAAGAAACGAAAGCAUGAGAGUGUGAUAGAUAAAUAUGAAAAAAUGCCAAGAACUCUGCAAACUGCACCAGAGAAGGAGUUGAUUCAUUUGCUUCCUAUCAAGGAUAAAAGUGGUAUAAUCCCACAGACUAGGGAGAAGCCAGUCACGGACAUCCAGCAAGAAGAGGAGGAUGAAGAAGAGCUGCAAGUUGAGGAAGAGGUUAUUGAAAGCCCCAGGCAAGAGCUCACAUUAGAAGAACACUUAAUUGAGAGAAAGAAGAAACUGCAGGAAAAGAAAAUACAGAUUGCAGCCUUGGCAUCCGCUAUACUGUCAGAUCCAGAGAGUAAUAUUAAAAAACUGAAAGAGUUGCGUUCCAUGCUGAUGGAACAGGACCCUGAUGUGGCUGUCACUGUCCGGAAGUUGGUGAUCAUUUCGCUGAUGGAGCUAUUUAAGGACAUCACUCCCUCGUAUAAAAUCCGGCCCCUAACUGAAGCAGAAAAAUCUACUAAGAUUCGUAAAGAAACCCAGAAGUUAAGAGAAUUUGAAGAAGGCCUGGUUAGCCAAUACAAGUUUUAUUUGGAAAAUCUGGAACAAAUGGUUAAAGACUGGAAGCAAAGGAAGCUGAAGAAGAGCAACGUGGUGUCCUUGAAGGCCUACAAAGGGCUGGCUGAGGUGGCUGUGAAGAGCCUGUGUGAGCUGUUGGUGGCCCUGCCCCAUUUUAACUUCCACAACAACAUCAUUGUACUCAUUGUCCCUUUGAUGAACGACGGGUCCAAAUUGAUAUCUGAAAUGUGUUGUGAAGCAGUAAAGAAACUCUUUAAACAAGAUAAAUUAGGCCAAGCUUCUCUUGGUGUAAUUAAAGUGAUUUCUGGUUUUGUAAAGGGCAGAAAUUAUGAAGUUAGGCCGGAGAUGUUAAAAACAUUUUUAUGCUUGCGAAUCAAGGAAGUAGAAGUGAAAAAAGAUACAGAGGACAUUAACAAGCCAAAGAAAUUCAUGACUUUCAAGGAAAAGAGAAAAACUCUAUCAAGAAUGCAAAGAAAGUGGAAGAAAGCAGAGGAGAAACUGGAGCGGGAACUUCGGGAGGCUGAAGCUUCAGAGAGCACAGAGAGAAAGCUGAAGUUGCACACAGAGACUCUGAAUAUUGUGUUUGUGACCUACUUCAGAAUAUUGAAGAAGGCCCAGAGGUCACCUCUUCUGCCAGCGGUUCUAGAAGGUCUUGCCAAGUUUGCACAUCUUAUAAAUGUGGAGUUUUUUGAUGAUUUGUUAGUGGUUCUUCAUACCCUCAUUGAGUCUGGUGACCUAAGUUAUCAAGAAAGUCUUCACUGUGUUCAAACUGCUUUUCAUAUUCUUUCUGGACAAGGUGAUGUUCUCAAUAUUGACCCGAUGAAAUUCUAUACACACCUCUACAAAACGCUGUUUAAACUGCACGCAGGUGCUACCAACGAUGGUAUUGAGAUUGUACUCCACUGCCUUGAUGUCAUGCUAAGCAAGCGCAGAAAGCAGGUUUCUCAUCAGCGAGCUCUUGCCUUCAUCAAGCGCCUUUGUACACUUGCUCUGCAGGUUCUUCCAAAUUCAAGCAUUGGCCUUUUAGCAACUACCAGAAUAUUGAUGCAUACUUUUCCCAGAACAGAUCUGUUGCUUGAUAAUGAGUCUCAGGGCAGUGGCGUUUUCCUGCCUGAGCUGGAGGAGCCAGAGUACUGCAAUGCCCAGAACACGGCGCUGUGGGAGCUGCACACACUGCGGAGACAUUACCAUCCUGUAGUGAAAAGAUUUGCAACUCACCUACUUGCUGGGGCACCAUCUGAAGGUUCUGAGGCCCUCAAGCCCGAGCUGAGCCGAAGAUCUGCAGUUGAACUUUUUGAGACUUACAGUAUGGCAGCAAUGACAUUCAACCCUCCUGUUGAACCUUCAAACUCCAAAAAGAAGGAUAAAUUUUUACAAGGGGACUCAUUUUUGAAUGAAGAUUUAAAUCAACUAAUCAAAAGAUACUGCAAUGAAGUUGCUACUGAGAUACCACUGGAUUUCGCAAAAUGUUUGAAAACAUCUUUACAGUAGAAUAAAGGUGAAGAGUCAGUGACUGUCUUAUGUUCAGAGACACAUACAGAUACAUGAGGGCCUUCUUCAUGUACAGGAACACUUCCUAAGAAUGACUAUAUGAGGACUGAAGCAGAGGCCACAGAAGACACUGCUUAUUGCUUUGCUUUUUAUGGCUUACUCAGCUUGCUUUCUCAUGCAGCUCAGGCCAACUUGCCCAGGAAUAGCAUUGCCCACUGGUGGUGGGCUGGGCCCUACCACAUCAGUCAUUAAUUCUAUAAAUGCCCUGCAGACAUGCCCAUAGGCAAGUCUGAUGGAGGCAGUUCUUCAGUUGAGGUUCCCUCUUCACAGGUGACUUUAUUGUAUGUCAAGUUGACAAAAACUAAGCAAGACAGCUAUUAAAUCCUCUUUAUAACUAUAUAAAUAUUGUUAUUGCAGCAGCAUAGAUGAAAGCAAAUAGAUUUUGUAAAGAUUUUUUUAAAAUAGCUUAAAAUUAGACUUUUGUUCAUUGGCUCUUGUUGAAUGAUACACAUAAGGAAUAAUUAAAUCUGACCUUUAGAAGGAAUGAGUAUUGCCAGGGGUGUGUGGGGUGUAUGGGCACACUCAUUUAAUCCCAGACAGAGGCAAAUGGUUCUCUGAGAUCAAGGCCAGUCUGAUCUACAGAGUGAGUUCCAGGAUAGCCAGGGCUGUUACACCAAGAAAUCCCGUCUUGAAGAAACCAAAAAAAAUAUGACUUGUUUCAAAGGAAGUUUGAAUGAGAUUUUAGAAUCUUGGAAGUUGUGUUUAUUAUUUUACAUGAGAGUGAUGGGGAAAUUGCUCAAGAGGAUGAAAGCAGAUCCGAGAUUUCCACUGUGCUCUAGGGAUAUUGGUUCCUGACAAGCUAGGAAAGUGUUUUUCUUUUAGAUUCUUAUAGAUAAAAACUGUAUAUGUUUAUACAUAGAGUUAAAAAGCACUAUUUUAUACAAUAGCUAUUGCUAUAUUGUAGAGAUGACUUAUGAAAUGUGUACAUAAGUAUUUUCUACUAUUAAGAGUUGAAUAAAGUAGCUUCCUUUUCUACUUCAUAGUCUUGUGAAAGUUUGUUUUUUAUUGUUAGUGAAAAGCAGUUCAGCUAAAUAGACUGUUAAUUCAGCACCAGAGAAAGCCAGUGCUCCUGGGACUUAGAGCUCUUUCCUCAUGAAAAUGUGAAAACAGAAAAUUCCCUUACCACCCAGCAAACUCUGGAACAGUGACCAGUUACCAGUUUAAAGCCAGCCAUUAACUCCUUUUGAGAAUUAAGCUGGGCAUGUGGGUGUCUGGGAAGACGAGGUCAACAGGUACUAGAGGAGAGAGAAAUGAGGGGAUAAUUACCAGCUGGGUUGGAACAUGAGUGUAUUCUUAUAUUGAAUUCAGAAGUAAGUCUUUUUUUUUUUUUUUUAAUUCCUUGAGACAGACUCUCACUUUAUAGCUUGGGCUAUUCUGGAACUUUGAAAGCUCUGCCUGGAAUUAAAGGUGUGCUCUACCACUGAGCUAAAUCCCGAACCCCAAAGUCAGUUUUAAAACAGGAAUUGAUUGAUUGGGUAUUUCAUGACUAUUUUACAGUUUUCAGUUUCUUGUCAUACUUGGACCAUAAAUCUAUACAAUUAGCAUUUGAAUAGCAUAUAUGAAUUUGAGGAUGAACUGUAUGUGUAUAUUAACUUUUUUAUAUAGCUUUGUAUUAAUGUUUCCUUUUUGGAGAUAAAUAUUACAGGCAUUAGUAAUCACAGGCACAUAUACAUAUACCUUGAGGGCUAUAUUAAACUAUAGCCUUAAUUUUUUUGAAGACAGAUCUUGAUCACCUACUAUGUGCCCAGCAGUACACUAGGCACUUAAAACUGAAGUGGGAUAGUAGGAGUAAAACAGUCUUAGUGCUCCAUGAUCUUUGAUGCCAAGUCAGGUAGUUCACACUGCUUAAAAAUGCAUCAUUACCCAGUUCACUGUCAGAAAGAAUUAUUUCUAAGUUCAGAGGCUAUCAUCUGAAAUAAGCACAGUAUGUGUUCAGUCAAAGAGAUGUCAGGGUAUCUUCAUAAUGCAGGCUCAGGAUGUGUUUAAAAGCCACUAUUUAACCUACUCUUGUGUCAGACAUCUUUAGCUUUGGUUACUUUUAGGAAAAGAUUGCAGAGAACAUGUAGCUUAACCAUGGUUCCUGGGGGGCGGGGUGGGGGUGAGAAAGAGUUUAAGGGUUUGCUGUCUGAUGACUUGUAGACCUAUCCGUUCACCUUUUCUGGCCUUGGUGCUUUUGAGGAGACAACAGUAAAGGGGUUAAAAGUGCACCUUGUCACCUUUCUGGGGGCCACCUCUCACUCUGUCAAAUAUACGACCAAAGAAAAUAGCUCCAACACCUUAUUCUUUAUUGACAGGAGAGUGUAGCCAUCUAUGGAGCUUUGUGUUUUAGAGUUAAUUCCAUUUUACUGCAACAAAGCCAGUCCUUGUUCCUUUUUAGAACCAAGCCUUUAGUGUGUGCAGAGAUAUUGGAAGGGAACAGGAAGGGGAAGAUGGGUUUUAAAAAGACCUGGCAUAUUUUAUACUGGGCCUUCAUGAGCCAUCAGUACCUCCAGAGCCAUCGAAAUGGGAAGCCUUUAUGGAAACAAAUCUGGUUAAAACAAGGCACUUGUAACUCCACUUUUAUUGAGUCCAGACUCCAUAUUGGUCAGCAGGAAACUGUAAACUUGUACUUGUGCUGUGGAUAACGUGUGAAGAGGUCUUACCUCAUGAGGGCAUUUCUGCUCAGAUAGUGUCCUUACUGCUCAAUUCCCAGACACUCUCUAGUAUUCUUAUCUUGUCCAAUAAUCAGUUGUCAUCAGAUGGGUGACUGAGAAGGAAGAGGGUCUCUAUCACCUUCCUACCAAGUAUCACGCUUGAUUUCCACUCUAAUUCUUUAUUGCCAGAUUUUUUUUUUUUUUUUUUUUAUAAGUUGGGUACAUGUAGAGGGUAAAAGGUCCUUGUUCACCUUGAUAAGUACUAGGGAAAUCAGAAAAGUUAAACAGGCAGGCUUGUCUCUUCAAAGGAAGGAGAUAUUUACCUGUUUUCUACCCAGAAUGCUGGGAAUGGAUGUAGUUUACAACCUGUUAAUCUUUUGCUAUCUGUAAGCCCUGGCUUCACCUGAAUCAAUCGCCCAGACUAUUAUGUUUGUUUAUCCCAGACUCUCCCUCUGUAGACCUUGAGCAUUGCUUCCCAGUCAAUAAAACCCAUGCACUUGUGCUUUACGACAGCCUGAGUAACUUCAGUGUUAUCUUAGGGCCACUACAAUCUUGACUCCCAUGGGCUGUUAUGUUUACCUCAGUCAUUACCCCUAGACCCUUAUCUUGACCAUUGUUUUUUAAGACAAUAGUACCUAUCUUUAUGGAAGAAGCCACAGGUACUUUGUAAAGAGUUUCAAUGUAGACUUAUGUGGCUUAAAUGUUGUACACACAGGAUGGAGUGAAUUGUCAUCAGGAAACUUUCUUUUCCAAAGUUGUGCUUGUGCUUAAAUAUGGCUAAAAUAAACUCCCUGGUGUCAGAGUCUAGAAGUUUGAACCAGCCCAGCAAAGUAAGUUGUGUUGAACCUGAUUUCCUUCCUGCCUCUUGCAGAUCAUUUCUCUGUAGGCUGUAAGCCUUUGCAGGGACUUCACAUUCACACAUUAAAAAAAAAAAAAAAAAAAAAAAAAAAAAAAA
This is a messenger RNA of Peromyscus leucopus (white-footed mouse), 6547 nucleotides long. It is a transcript of the gene Noc3l, whose product is annotated as NOC3 like DNA replication regulator. Gene Ontology annotation, molecular function: chromatin binding. The transcript is spliced from 21 exons. Gene Ontology annotation, biological process: DNA replication initiation. Bases 116 to 2899 code for a protein of 927 amino acids. Gene Ontology annotation, cellular component: nucleolus. The record is from RefSeq and is a predicted model, not a curated record. Lineage: Eukaryota; Metazoa; Chordata; Mammalia; Rodentia; Cricetidae.